AUGCCACCACGGCAAGCGUCGCUGCACGCGUUCUUUGGCGCGUCGCGCGCGCCGAAGCGGGCGCGUGUCGAGGAGGAAGAUACGCAGGAAAAAGAAGCGCUUGUGCCAGAAGGGCGCGAAGCAGAGGCGCGCGAGGCAGAGGAGCCGAUGCCAGACGCGCCCCAAUCGCAUGCAAGAACGAAUCUCCUCGACACGCUGCGCUUUGACGCGCACGCGUCCGAGGCCUCCCCGACGCUGCCCCCCAUCCGGCCGCCCCGGCCCACACAUGCUGCCUUUACGUCGGUCGUCGCGCCGCGCCACAAGGCCGCCCAAGGGGCCGUCAAGUACACGCCGCUCGAGCAGCAGAUCCUCCAGCUAAAAAAGGAGAAUCCUGGAGUGCUGCUCCUCGUCGAAGUCGGCUACAAGAUGAAGUUUUACCAGGAGGAUGCGCGCAUCGCGAGUCAGCUGCUCAAUAUUGCGUGCUUUCCGGAAAAGAACCUCGAGGCGGCCAUGAUUCCCGUGCCCCGCCUCUCGGUGCACGUCAAGCGCCUCGUCGCACACGGCUACAAGGUCGGCGUGUGCCGCCAGACGGAGACGCGCGCACUCAAGGCCGCGACAGAGAAUGCGAACAAGCCCUUCACGCGCCAGCUCACGGCGCUGUACACGGCCAGCACCUGGAUCGACGAAGUUGGUGCUGCACAGUCGCCCGACGAGCUCGGCGGCGAGCAGGUGCUGCUCACCGUCUCAGAGCGGCCGCACGGCGACCGUGUCGAGAUCGGGAUGGCGGCCGUGGACGUCGCGACGGCCGCCGUGACGCACGACAUGUUUGUCGACGAUGGCCUGCGCAGUGAACUCGAGACGCGUCUCGCGCACCUCGCACCAAAAGAGCUCGUGCUCCCGUCUGGCCUCUCGGCGCAGACGGAGCGCAUUCUGCGUGCAUACGCCGCGCAUGCACGGGGCGAGCAGCCUGCGCGCGUCGAGUGCGUCGACGGCGUGCAUGCCAAAGACGCGGCGGCAGUUCUUACCGACGCGUCCAGCGACUGGGACGCGCCGACACUCCCCUUGGUCCUUGCAUUGCCGCCCCUCGUGCAGUGCGCCACUGCGCAGCUCGUGCAGUAUCUCGCAUCCUACCAACUCGCCUCGGCGUUUGGCGAGGCCGCCAACUACCGCGCAUUCUACGACCGCACAUCGAUGCUGCUUAGCAGCCACACGAUGCGCAACCUCGAACUGAUGCACAAUGCGACCGACGGCCAGGUACGUGGCAGCCUCUUUUGGCACCUGGACCGCUGCCGGACGCCGAUGGGCAAGCGCCUCUUGCGGCAAUGGCUGCGGCGCCCGCUCCUCCGCCCCGCACAAAUCGCCGAGCGCGCCGAGGCCGUGGACAUUCUCCGCCAGCGCCGCCUCGCGAUAUUGCACCAGGCGGCUGCGAUGCUUGUGCGUCUGCCGGACCUCGCGCGCGGCCUCGCGCGCAUCGCCUACGGCCUCGUCGAGCCGACCGAGCUCGCGACGGUCCUCUUGAGCCUGCACCGCAUCACGCGCGAGUUUCCUUUCCGCGCUGCGAGCGAGGUGCACUCGGGCUCGGCACUGCUCGACGAGGCGCUUGCGUCGCUGGCGGCCGCGCGCGAAGCUGUGGCGCAGCAUCUCGACGCGAUCAAGAUCGCCGAGGCGCGCAAAAAUGCCAAGACGGAGCUGUUUGCCGAUGUCGCGCGCUACCCUGCGAUCCAAUCGUGGAAAGAUCAGAUCGCCGACGACGACGCGCAGCUCGCGGCGCAUCUCGACGAGGUGCGCACGCUGCUUCACCGGCCCAAGCUGCAGUACCUCUCGGUCUCUGGCAUCGAGAACCUGAUCGAGGUGCGCACGGCCGAUGCGAACAAAACCCCGGCGGACUGGGUGCGUGUCAACAGCACCAAGGCUGCUGUGCGUUUCCAUACCCCUACGAUCGUGCGCCUCUCGAAGCUGCGCGAGCAGCACCGCGAGCAACUCGCCGAGGCGGGGCGCGUCGCGUGGCGCGACUAUGUGCAGUGUGUCGCCCAAGACUAUGCACCGAUGCACCGCGUCGUGCACGCCAUUGCGGAGCUCGACGCGCUCACGUCGCUUGCGGACGUCGCGUCGCUUCCGGGCUAUACGCGCCCUGACAUUGCCGAGGACGACGAGGUGGUCCUGCGUGGAUUCCGCCAUCCAGUCGUCGAGGCGCUGCGGGACGAGUCCUAUGUCCCGAAUGAUGUGACGCUCGGCGGCGAGCGCCCGCGCUCCAUCCUCCUCACCGGCUCCAACAUGGGCGGCAAGUCGAGCACGGUGCGCGCCAUCGCCCUCGCCCUCAUCCUCGCACAGAUCGGCUCGUUUGUUCCGUGCGAGGCGGCACGCAUGCCGUGCCACGACGCGAUUGCGACGCGCAUGGGGGCACACGACGACCUCGCACGCGGCAAGUCGACCUUUAUGAUCGAGGCCGAAGAGACGGCGCAGAUGCUGCGCACUGCGACGCCACGCUCGCUCUUGCUCCUCGACGAGUUUGGGCGGGGCACGUCGACGUUUGACGGCGCGGCGCUCGCGCACGCAGUGCUCGGCACGCUCCUCGCGCAAGGCAGCCACUCACCCAAAGUCCUCUUUAUCACGCACUAUGUCUCUCUCGGCUCGCUCGCGCACGCCUACCCCGACCAAAUUGCCAACAUGCACAUGGCGACGCGUCUCGACACGCGCGGCGCCGAGACGGAGAUCGUGUUCCUGCACAAGCUGCAAGAGGGCCUUGCGCCCGACUCGCUCGGCGUGCACGUCGCCCGGCUCGCAGGGCUACCCCGCACGCUCGUCGCCUCGGCGCAGGAGCACGCGCGUGCGCUGCGAGCGUCUCACCACGCUGCCGAGCAGCGGCGCCAGCGGCACCGCGCUGCGGCGCUCGUGCGCGCUGCGUUUGGCGCAAAGAACGCGGCCGAGGCGCUGUCGCUCGCGAAAGCGUGGUACUCGUCUUCGUAA
Molecule: messenger RNA, 2946 nt
Organism: Malassezia japonica
Lineage: Eukaryota; Fungi; Basidiomycota; Malasseziomycetes; Malasseziales; Malasseziaceae
Gene: MSH3
Product: Mismatch repair protein msh3
Exons: 3
Coding region: 1-2946 (981 amino acids)
Biological process (GO): mismatch repair; mitotic recombination
Cellular component (GO): nucleus
Molecular function (GO): mismatched DNA binding; ATP binding; ATP-dependent DNA damage sensor activity
Source: RefSeq, a predicted model, not a curated record